Molecule: messenger RNA, 1394 nt
Organism: Theobroma umbraticum
Lineage: Eukaryota; Viridiplantae; Streptophyta; Magnoliopsida; Malvales; Malvaceae
Gene: TBL8
Product: TRICHOME BIREFRINGENCE-LIKE 8
Cellular component (GO): Golgi apparatus
Molecular function (GO): O-acetyltransferase activity
Source: RefSeq, a predicted model, not a curated record
AUGGAUCAAGUGACGACUCCAACAAGGCACCAACUUCCCUCUACCCCUGUCAUAAUCAAGAGAGAACUUUGCUAUGCUCUGUUUUUUGUCUUCAUCUUAAUCUCUUCUGUCGUUGUUUUCAACCUCGGCGGCUCCUCAGAACAACUCGUUUUUUGCCGUUUUGGUUUCUUCCCUCAGAAACUAAAGCCAGACCAACACAGACCAUCCUUAGGAGCUUGUGACUAUUCUUAUGGCCGAUGGGUUCGGGACGAGAAUUAUCCAAUUCAGUUGUACGAUGAAAACUGCCCGUUUCUUGAUCCUGGUUUUCGCUGUCGUCAGAAUGGAAGAACAGACGUUGAGUAUCUGAAAUGGAGAUGGCAACCCGAUGGCUGUGACCUUCCUAGAUUCAAUGCUAGCGAAUUCUUGGAAAGGAGUCGAAAUGGACGGGUGGUGUUCGCAGGCGAUUCCAUCGGAAGAAACCAGUGGGAGUCCCUGAUAUGCAUGCUAGCUCAGGCAGUUAACAACCGGUCUACAAUUUUCGAAGAAAAUGGGAGCCCCAACAAACACAAAGGUUAUCUUUCCAUCAUCCAAGACUACAACCUUACGGUUGAAUACUACAGAACACCUUUCCUAGUUAUCAUCAAUCGCCCGCCUAAAGAUUCCCCAGCUCAUGUCAGAGUAACCAUUAGGGUAGACGAAUUGCACUGGUAUUCCAGACGCUGGGCGGGGGCAAAUGUUCUAGUCCUCAAUACAGGGCACUGGUGGAAUAAGGAGAAAACUGUUAAGAUGGGCUGUUAUUUUCAGCAAGGAGGGAAAGUGAACAUGACAAUGGAUGUGAUGGAAGGGUUUCGAAGGUCUCUCCAAACAAUCAAGUCAUGGGCGACCAAGAAUUUAAACCCAGAAAGGAGCCACGUUUUUCUCCGCAGCUAUUCACCAGUACAUUACAGGAAUGGCUCAUGGAAUGAAGGGGGCCUGUGUGAUGCUGAAAUGGAACCAGAAGAAAACUACACGAUGCUUAAGGCUGAGCCAUGGAAUAAUAAAUACAUUUCUGAUGUAAUCAAACAAAUGAAAUAUGGGAACUGGAAGGUUCAGUUGUUAAACAUUACAUAUCUGACAGAGUUCAGGAAAGAUGGUCACCCGUCAAGGCACCGUGAGCCAGGUACUCCUGCUAAUGCUCCACAAGACUGCAGCCAUUGGUGCCUACCUGGGAUACCAGACACAUGGAAUGAACUUCUCUAUGCUCACCUUGUGUCAAUGGGAUUUAGAACCAAGUGAUGACCAAACUGAGAAUUAGACCAAAAGAAGAAACAAAAAUGGAAAUCAUCUGUUACCCUAUAUGAGGAUUGUUUCGAUUUUAAGGGCUGUACAAGAUCUCAACUGCUAUUCAGGCAUCUUCCUCCAAAUUUUCUUCACAG